Molecule: messenger RNA, 842 nt
Organism: Microtus ochrogaster (prairie vole)
Lineage: Eukaryota; Metazoa; Chordata; Mammalia; Rodentia; Cricetidae
Gene: Dpcd
Product: deleted in primary ciliary dyskinesia homolog (mouse)
Source: RefSeq, a predicted model, not a curated record
AGUUGCCAUGGAAGUGGUCGGGCGCGUUGCUGGGCGGAGGGAAGAUGGCGGUGACUAGCUGGCUGGAGAGUCUGCGGGCGGCCGAGAAGACGGCGCUGCUGCAGGAUGGGAAGAGGAUGGUGCACUAUUUGUUCCCUGACGGGAAGGAAAUGGCCGAAGAAUACGAUGAGAAGACCAGUGAACUGCUUGUGAGAAAAUGGCGUGUGAAAAAUGCCCUGGGAGCCUUGGGCCAGUGGCAACUUGAAGUGGGAGAGCCAGCGCCCUCAGGAGCCGGGAGCCUGGGGUCCGAGCUCAUCAAGGAAAGUAAUGCCAAUCCCAUCUUCAUGCGUAAGGACACUAAAACAAGUUUCCAGUGGCGGAUUCGAAAUCUCCCCUACCCAAAGGAUGUUUAUAGUGUCUCUGUGGCCCAGAAGGAGCGCUGUGUCAUUGUUAGAACGACCAACAAAAAGUACUACAAGAAGUUCUCCAUUCCUGACCUAGACCGACAUCAGCUUCCUCUGGAGGACUCUGCACUGAGCUUUGCUCACGCCCACUGCACCCUGAUAAUCUCUUAUCAGAAGCCAAAGGAGGUCAUGGUGGCUGAGUCCGAGCUACAGAAGGAGCUAAAGAAGGUAAAGACAGCCCACAGCAGUGAUGGGGACUGUAAGACCCAGUAGCUGUCCUGAGCUUUGCUUGGACCUCCAGUGUGAAGGAAGCUGGGCGACUUCCUGGCUUGGGCUCCUCUGGCGUGGGCAGCCUCCUCUAAGAACUUCAGAGGCCACGGACGUGGCUCUUGGGGCACAGCUUGCUUCUGCCUGUGGUUUUGUUCCUGAGUAAAGUCGUUUGGAGCUGCUCUGGAAGGA